AUGGCAUACCCUUCGCAGGCAGCCCAGAGGCCCCCGCCUCUGAGGCAGUACAACAACCCCGUACCUUCUUCGCCUGCCUCGGCCCCUGGUGGUUAUGCGCCUGAUGCUAUGUACGCCCAAAACGGUGGCUACGGCCCAUCAGACUCUGGCUACUCGGAUCCUGGUUACAAUGACCCUUCUUAUGGUUAUCCACAGUCCGCCCCUGGCCCUUCGCCGACUCAGUCGCAACCGCGUGCAAUGCGCCCACCGGGUCCACCGGGACCACCAGGCUCAGUACGACCACCCCCCGGAUAUGACAGUCGGCGCGGCUAUCCUGGCGAUAGACCACCUCCCCAGAAAAGUUCAAGGCCUCACCUCAAGCGGGAUCCCGUCCUCCGCGGCAAGGCGAGGGCUUCGACAGUCCUUUCCCAGCAGUUCCCCCGGGCAGAGACCCUAGAGAUCCGAGAGCGAGAGACCCAAGGGAUCCAAGAGCUAGAGAUCCCAGAGACCCCAGAGACCCCAGAGAUCCAAGAGCCAGGGACCCGAGAGACCCAAGGGCUAGAGACCCGAGAGACCCGAGAGACCCACGAAACCGACGAGGUCCUCCCCCGGACGGAAUAG
Penicillium verhagenii is the source of this 600-nucleotide messenger RNA. RefSeq lists its product as uncharacterized. The transcript has 2 exons. The coding region runs from base 1 to 600 and encodes 199 amino acids. The record is from RefSeq and is a predicted model, not a curated record. NCBI's taxonomy places the organism in Eukaryota, Fungi, Ascomycota, Eurotiomycetes, Eurotiales, Aspergillaceae.